AUAGAAGCUUUCGUUGUACGAUCCGCUUGUUGACCAUGCCUUAUUGUCAACGGCAUUACCUCCUAGGUUAUUAAAGGCGCGCCUGAGGCGCGCCCUAGGCGCUAGGCGCACAAGGCGCUGGGGAAAACGCCUUGCGUGACGCGAGGCGGGCACUGUUCGCCAGGCGCGCGCCUAGGCGCGCCUCGUGUGCCUUUGCACCUCAACGAAACGCGAUCGAGGCACGAUUGAGGCGUUGCGAUUGGAAAGAAAUCUGGAUUUUAAACCCAAAAAAACAUUCCAAAUCUUGUUUGGAAUUAGGGCACGGGAAACAAGAACAGAAAAGAACGCAGGAAGGGAAGGGAAGGGAGGAAGAGAACGUAGGAAGAACCUGAAUCCAUUUCUAUCCGUCGCUGCGAUCCCUGAGUUGCAUCGUCGCCCAAGUUGUGUUUUUGCUUCCCAGUUCCUACUGCUGUCCGGUUUUUUAAUUUUGUUGCUGUGCUGCUGUUCGUAUUGGUGCUGCUGUCUGCUGUCCGAUAUUUCAUUUUUUUACUUUUUUUUCUUGUUGGUUAGUGUUCGUUGAGUUGCUGUGUUGCUGUCCGGUUUUGUUUUGUUUUGGUUUCCUAUUUUCUAAUUUUUGCAGGUUGUGUUUUUGCUUCCUAGUUCCUACUGCUGUCCGGUUUUUUAAUUUUGUUACUGUGCUGCUGUUCAUAUUGGUGUUGCUGUCUGCUGUCCGAUAUUUCAUUUUUUAACUGUUUUUUCAUUUUUGUUUGUCUUGUUUUGCUUUUUGUUUUUUACUAUUUUGCUAUUGCUGGUACUGUACAUUGCUUUUCUAUUGCUGGUACCAUAUUAAUUUUAUUUUAUUUUUAAUUUUUCAGACUAGUUUCUUGUUCAAUUAUCAUUGAAGGUAGUAGUGAUACUCCAACAUAUAUAUCAAAAGAUCCGGGAUGGAAUUAUUUUCAAAGAGUUAAUCCGGAUAAUAAAAAUGAUUUAAUUUAAAAUGAUUUACAAAAGGGGGCAUUUAUCGUGCAAAACAACAUCUUGUUGGGGGGUUUCGAAAUACUACGACUUGCAAAAAAUGUCCAUCUCAUGUACGUGAAGAAAUUAAAAUUUUCAUGGAGAAAAAGGCAGAGAAAAGUAAUCUUUCUCAACUUACGACAUUGGACUUUGAGGAUGUAGACUCUCUUGGUGAUGAUAUUGAUAUGGAUAAUAUUGGAGCUAAAGGUGUGCCACCUAUAAGUACAAGUACAAGUUCUAGAUCAGUGAAUAUGCAAAAAAGGCCCAGACAAAUAGGUCCAAUGGAUACGUAUUUUGCUCUUAAUGUACAAAAAAUUGUUGAAAGUAGAAAGGGUAAAGAAAGACAAUCUACGAUAAAUGAGGCAUACAAGAAAGAAUUGAGGGAAAAAGCUUGUAUGGCCAUGACUUAGUGGAUGUAUGAUGCGACAAUUCCAUUUAAUGUCGUUAACUAUUCAAGCUUCAAAAGAAUGUUGGACUUGGUUGGCCAAUAUGGUAUAGGUCUAAAAGAACCUAGUUAUCAUGAGGUGCGGGUUCCUUUUCUAAAAAAGGUUGUUGAUAGUGUGACAAAUAAUUACAUUAAGUCGUGUGAACAGAAUGGGCCAAGUAUGGUUGUAGUUUGAUGGCAGAUGGGUGACAGACAAAAGACAGAGAACAUUGAUUAUUUUUUUUAGUGAAUUCUCCUAAAGGUUCAGUUUUCAUCAAAUCGGUUGAUGUUUCUGAUUAUGCAAAGACUAGAGAGAAAAUAUUUCAGUUGCUUGAUCGAUUUGUGGAGCGUGUAGGAGAAGUAAAUGUUGUUCAAGUUGUUACAGAUAGUGCAAGUAACAAUGUGCUUGCUAGUAAGAAUCUAUUUAAUUAUUUCUUAUCAAUAUGGUUUUUCUUAUAUAUGUUAAAUUUAUCUACUUUUCUAACUUCUUUUGUAGGAAAAUUAUUAGAAGCAAAAAGGCCAUACUUGUAUUGGACUCCUUGUGCUGCUCACUGCGUCGACUUGAUCUUAAAAGAUAUAGGGAAAUUGCCUGAUUUUAAAGCAACAUUGAAGAAGACAAUGAGUGUGAAUGCUUACAUUUAUGUUCACCCCGGCAUGGUAAAUAUGUUGAGGCAAUUCACAAGACAAAAAGAGCUUUGUCGGGCAGGUGUCACAAGAUUUGCUACUGCUUUUCUUACUCUUGAAAGGAUACACCUAUAGAAGCAAAAUUUAAGAAAAAUAUUCAUUUCAAAGGAUUGGACAGAGAGUAAAUGAGAAAAAGAAGUGGCGGGGAAGAAGGUAGCUAAAAUCAUCAUGAUACUUAGAUUUUGGAGCAGUAUUAUGCAUAUUUUAAAGAUAUAUGACCCUUUAGUCCGUGUUCUGAGACUAGUUGAUGGCGAAAGAAAACCUACAAUGAGCUAUAUUUAUGAGGCUAUGGAUAGGGCAAAAGAAACAAUUAUGAAGACCUUCAAGGAGAAAGAAGAGAAAUACAAAGAAGUGUUUGAGAUCAUUAAUGCGAGAUGGGAAUGUCAACUUCAUCGGCCUCUGCAUGUUGUAGGACAUUAUUUGAAUUCAGAAUUUUUUUAUUCAUACACAGAUUCAAAUAUCUGUGGAGAAGUGGUGAAUGGUUUGUUUGAAACUAUGGAGAGAUUGGUUUCAAGCGCUGCCGAGCAAGAUAAAAUCACUACCCAGCUCUCUAUAUAUCGAAAGGAAGAAGGGCUAUUUGGGAGGAAUGUAGCAAUUAGACAUAGAAGAGCAUUAUCUCCAGCAGAAUGGUGGGAAUGCUAUGGAGCAAAUACCCCAGAAUUGCAAAAGUUUGCUAUUAAAGUGCUUAGUCUCACUUGUAGUGCUUCUGGUUGUGAGCGCAAUUGGAGUGUAUUUGAGCAGGUAUGUAAUAAAUAUAAAUGUUUGAUACUAUUAGUAUGCUACUUUUAUAAGUAGCAAAUAUUCUUUGAUAUUUUAUUAUACUUAUUGUGAUUUUUGACAUUUUGUAGAUUCACAUCAAAAAAAGAAAUAGGCUAGCUCAGCUGCGCUUAAAUGAUUUGGUAUUUGUGAAAUACAAUCGUGCCUUAAAGCUUCGGUAUGAUGCACGUGAUAAGAUUGACCCCAUCUCUUUGAUAGAUAUUGAUGAUAGUAAUGAAUGGUUGAUGGGUAGAAUGGAUGGAGAAAGUGAUAAUGAAGAAGAUAAGUUGAUUUUUGAAGGUGAUGACUUGACAUGGGAUGUCGUUGCUAGGGCUAGUGGAGCUGAAGAGCCUGAAUAUUAUACUAGAGGAAAAAAUAUUACAACCAUGACCUCUAGUUCAAAUGCUAGGCCUAAACAAGUCGAGAAGGGAAAUGCAUCUUCCUCUAUGAGACACUCAUCUCUAAGAUUUAGAGAUGAAGAAGAAGAAGAAGAAGAAAUUGAAUUUGAAGAAGAUGAAGAUAACGAAGAAGAAGAAUACAAUGAGGAUGAUCUUGAGCUUGAUGAUUAAUUUGACUUAUUAUGCUUGUUUUGAUGGACUUUGUUAGUUUAAAUUAGAAAGUUGAAACUUGAAAGUUUUGAAACUUUUAUUAAUUUUAUCAUGGUGUUGUUUUGCUUGUUAUAUUUGAUAUUGAUGUGUGUAGAAUAUUAAUAGUUAUCAUAUUUGACAUAGUAUAUGAGUGUGACAAUAGUCUAGUAGUCAUCAACCUCAUGUUCAAGAGACGCGCGCCUCGGGCUCUAGGAGCCUUUUGUGCCUCGGUGCGCCUCGCGCCUCUAACAACACUGCCUCCCAAAGAGAUAUUAAGAGAUACAGGAAUGGUCCUACUAUUCGGCUGAGCAGGGUAGCUGCUCGGUCACUCCACUCUGUCGACCUCUGCUGCUUUUCCUCGCAGUGAGUUGGUUCAGUAGAUUGGUUCCGUUCGACUGAACAAGCGCUACGGUCACCUUAACGUUCCUCUGACUCAUAAUGAGUAUAUGAUGUUCUUGUUGUAAUGCUCCUGGUCGGACGAACGUUCUACUCAAAUAAGUCACCUAGCGGAUCAGACACUUCAGACCCAAUUAAAGGCUAGAGUCAAUUUUCGCUCGGCUAACUUUAGUGGGACAGUUGACCACAUUGACCACUUGGACUUUGACUUUCAUGUCAACUGCUGUCUCUAUAUUUGACCUGCGCUUGAUGGACAUCUUUUAUCGCCACAUCAAGAUAUAUAUGGAAACUUUAAAAAUAUUAUAAUGCAUAUUAAAAUGGGCAGAAACCUUGUUAUAAAUUUGUUAAUGUGGGGAUAUUAUUGGGCAUGUCCAAAAAUACAAGCGGGGAUGUGAUUACCACAUUGAUUUGAUGUAGAUUCUGCUCUGCUCUGCAAUAAAAAAAAAAAUUAGUGUCAAGCUAGGAAAGGAGUCUCCGACAUUGGCCUUCCGACGCUCAAGUCAGUCACUGACACAAAGAAAAAGAUGGAACAACAGUAGCACAAGCGUAAAAUGAAAAUAAUGCCUAUCAGCGCUAGUGUACGGACCCCUCUUUAUAUAAUGCUCUGGUGGACGAUGUGUGCGCUUUUCGAGUCAUGAGCACAUUCUCCCAUUGGUUGUGGACACGCUCUCCAAUUGGUCCUGGAUACGUGAUCAUGGACACAUUCUCUAAUUGGUCGUGAGCACGUCCUCCGAUUUGUCUGUCGUAUGAUCUGCUUGUAGAUCAUGCCACGUGUCGGCGACGUCAUCUCCCAAAAGUAUAUCAAAAUACACGUUAGUGCUCUCGCCGAUUGACCGAGAGGGAUAACCGCCCGACCGAGUACUCCUCUGCUCAGCCGAGUAUUCCUCUGCUCGGUUGCUAUAUCUUGCAACAACGAGUCUAGAUAGUAUGUUCUUGCCCGACUGAAAUAAUAAUCCGGUCAUUUACAUGCACCCUUUGCAAGUCGGGCAAUUUAUGCUCAGUUGACCCUUAAUAUAGGGCUUCGCUUGGCUAUCUUUUAGUAGUCCUAUUACUUUUCUAACGUUGACCCUCUUAAUUUUAACCUCUUUUUAUCCGUACUUGGGGGACCUUUAUCAUUGUAUCAAUUAUAACACAAAUAAUAUUACAAUCAACGGCGGCGAGAAAUUCUCAUCGAGCCGGAUGGAUUGUCCCAAAGAUUAAACUAAAAACAUUCAGUAGACAUGAGGGAUAAGGGAUCCACUUCCGACUUUGACCAAUCCACGGCAGCCAAAGAUUUUGUUUUCAAAGCCGCAGCAAGCCUGAACGACGCCGUGGCCUCAUCGUUCCCUGCCCUGCCCACCACCUCCCCAAAUGCCAAAUGGGACGUAGUUAAGAAGGUGAAGAACUCACGUUGUAUAGAAUUUGGACGCACGGCAAGCACGCACGGAGUCCUAACGCAGAGUGCAAGCACGUUGAAACGGUUGCCGGCGACCAUGCCCCCGCACGAUGGCUGCCCUCGCUUCCCAUCCAGCUGCCAAAUGGAUGCUCAUUACAUACCCUUCUACGUUUUGGCGGUUUGGAACAGUGUCCAUUAUCAACGAUGCCACUGCAGCAGCGCCAACACCUGCCACCACAUCCAUCCGUCUCCGACUCCAAACAACUGCCUCCGGCUCCACCGCCGCGUCUCCCUGCCGCUCCGUUAUCCCCCUUCGCCGCCUUCCACUCCCGCCCUUUCUUCUCCUUCGACUCCUCCCCCGCUGCUUCCCUCCCCGACUCCAUCCCCAUGGACGACCGCCGAAACGCACCCGUCACUGCCCCAACGAGUAACGGCUUUCCCCCUCGCAACGCCCACCGGCGUUCGCAGAGCUGCGACGUCCCAUUCGCCUUCCUCCCACCGCCGGCCGUUGGCAUGAAGACGGAGGACCGCGACGACAGCGGAAUGUUGGACGGCGAUGACCUGUUCGACGCCUACAUGGACUUGGAAGGCUUCGACGCCUUCAAUUCCUCCGAGGACUGUCACAGCAGAGACAGCGGAUGCAAGUCCAACGCCGGCGACAGCAGCGACAACGAGGCCGACAGCGAUGCCAAGGGAUUGCGCGCCUUGGGAUCGCUGAAGCGGACCGCUGCCGCCGUUCCUGGCUCUGCUACGGCUUCCGGGCAUUGCAGGAGUCUUUCAAUGGAUAGUUUCAUGGGGAAGUUUAACUUUGAGGAACCGCCGGCGGAGCUGCCGCUUUCCCGCGGAUUAAUGACGACAACCACUGCUAAAGCCAACUAUUUGGUCAUGAAACCGACUACCUUUAGCUUGGAGUUUUGCAAUGGUCAAUUCACUGCUGCCGAAAUGAAAAAGAUCAUGGAGAACGAGAAACUCAUGGAGAUGGCCAUGGCGGAUCCUAAACGAGUCAAAAGAAUAUUAGCUAAUCGGCAAUCUGCUGCGCGAUCAAAGGAGCGAAAGAUGAGAUAUAUUGCAGAGUUAGAACAGAAGGUUCAGGCAUUGCAAACAGAAACCACAACCAUAUCAACACAACUGACAUUGUUGCAGAGAGGCUCAGCAGGGCUUGCAAAUCAGAACAAUGAGCUCAAGUUUCGACUUCAAGCAAUGGAACAACAGGCAGAACUAAGAGAUGCUCUAAAUGAGGCAUUGACUGCAGAGGUUCAGCGGCUAAAACUGGCUGCCACUGGGUUGGCAGAUGCUCGUGCUUAGUUCGUCCACUGCUUCCUGUGUGUUCUUUCCGGCGAUGUAGAUUUAUUUUAACUGGGAAAAGUAUUGCUGUGGGGUGGAUUAUUUUAGGAAAGUUAGAGAAGACUGUUUUUUAGAAAAAAUGUAUGUUAUGAUUUUUAAUAUUGUCUAAAUUUAAGCAGUUGUUUGUAGUUGAAUAUUAUA
This is a messenger RNA of Zingiber officinale, 6700 nucleotides long. RefSeq names its product bZIP transcription factor 29-like. Gene Ontology annotation, molecular function: DNA-binding transcription factor activity. Lineage: Eukaryota; Viridiplantae; Streptophyta; Magnoliopsida; Zingiberales; Zingiberaceae. Bases 5420 to 6520 code for a protein of 366 amino acids. Gene Ontology annotation, biological process: regulation of DNA-templated transcription. Gene Ontology annotation, cellular component: nucleus. The record is from RefSeq and is a predicted model, not a curated record. The transcript has 5 exons.